Messenger RNA from Aedes aegypti (yellow fever mosquito), 1999 nucleotides. RefSeq lists its product as uncharacterized. NCBI's taxonomy places the organism in Eukaryota, Metazoa, Arthropoda, Insecta, Diptera, Culicidae. The transcript is spliced from 2 exons. Bases 63 to 1742 code for a protein of 559 amino acids. The record is from RefSeq and is a predicted model, not a curated record.
CGCCCGCCGCCGGUUAUCUUCCCACAGUCUAAGGUCGAUAUCCGUACGGUAGGGAACACACAAUGUCGGAAGCAACGCAGCCCAAACCCAUCUCGGCGAUGGUUACAUCCGAGGUGCAUCCACCGGAAUGGGAUUCUCCGGAGGCCACCAGUGGAUCGUUCACGCUGAACCACGAAGCGGGCCCCGUCGAGGACGGCGCCAUCUCCGGACAUGGUUCGUUUGUGCUGCGGGAAGAAGAACCGGUCAUCGUGGAUACGACAACGACAAAUGGAUCGUUUGUGCUGAAGGAGACCGUCCCGAUCGUGUCCACUGAAGAGGGAGAUGGGUCUUUUGUUCUGAGGGAAGACGUGCCGAUCGUGUCACUGGAGGAAGGCGAUGGAUCAUUCGUUCUCAAGGAAGAAGUCCCCAUCGUGUCGACUGAGGAAGGUGACGGAUCAUUCGUUUUGAGAGAGGACGUUCCGAUUGUUUCGACCGAAGAAGACCAAAACGGAUCGUUCGUACUGAAAGAAGAAGUUCCGAUCAUAGACAACGCACCGAUGGAGUUCCCUGCGUUCAUCGAAGAAUCGAUAGCGAGCAUAGCUCCACAGGAAGGUUUCACACCGGGAGAGUUUUCCAUCACGAUCGAGAGGCUUUCCGAGUGCGAAGGAUUGAUCGGUGAGCUGCAUAAGGCCACCAUUGCAGAGGGAGAACGUCAACUCGAGGUCCUCUGUAAGAUACCACCCCUGGAUCCAAUGCGCAGGCAACAGUUCAACUCGAUGGCUUUGUUCGACCGAGAAGUGAACAUGUACUCCAACCUGCUUCCUGCUAUGUUCGAGUUUCAACGCGAGAAAGGCCUUACCGAAGAGCUCAACAGUGGGUUUUUCAAUGUCCCGAAGUGUUAUCUGACGCACUUCGACGCGGAAAGCGAGCAGGCGUUGAUCCUGAUGGAAGAUCUGCGCAACAGGGAGUUCUGCAUGUGGAACAAGUUGGAAUCGGUCAAUUAUGAACACGCAAAGCUGCUGUUGGUUCAGCUGGGACGUUUCCAUGGUCUUUCAUUGGCGAUGAAAGAGCAACGUCCAGAUCUGUUCGAACCGUUCAAACUGCCGGAUGUGAUGGUUCUUGCCAUGGAAGAGAAUGAACAAUUGAUGGGUAUGUUUACGACUGCUCUAGAUGCUGCCAUCUCGGUGCUGGAUCCAAGCGAGGAGAAAGCCUGCUUCAAGAUGGAAGGUCUGCGGAACGAGUUCUUUACCACGCUGCAGAGCUGCGUAGAUCCCGAACGAGCGGAGCCAUUUGCGGUUCUGAAUCACGGCGAUUGCUGGGUCAACAACCUCAUGUACGGAUAUCAGGACGGUGCUCCCCGAGACGUGCUCUUCUUGGACUGGCAAUUGGUCCGCUACGGAUCCCCGGUCCUGGAUUUGCUGUAUUUCAUAUUCUGUUGUACUGAUGAGGCACUUCGUGAGCGGCAUUACGACGAAAUGAUACGCAUCUACUACACUGCGUUGAAGGACCUGCUGGAGAAGGUGGGCAGCGAAGCCAUGGAUCUGUUCCCCUUGACGGCCCUGUUGCGACAGAUGAAGACAUUCGGGAAGUUCGCCGUCAUCAUGGCCGCCCUGGACAUUCCGAUUCUGUGUACCGAUCCGGCACAAAUUCAGAGCCACGGAGACGCUGCAGCAGCUUUUGCCGCUUCGCCAGAGGCCCAACGGCGCUACGGCUAUCGCAUGGGCGGCGUCAUUCGCGAUGCGAUUAAGUACGGAUAUUUGUAGGAAUGGAAAAUAAACGGCGCGGACGAGUCUUUGGUGGAGAUUUGUGUUAUCUUUACCCCGGCAUAAUCCCACUGGCAUCGAAAGGUGUACACGAGCCUCGGGUUUCUGAUGUUCGGGGCGGAACGACUCUUCUCUGUUAUCUUGCGGCGGCUGAAUUGAUUUGUUUCGAAAAUUUGCAUCAGGAAUUCGAUAUCGGAGAUUAUCUACAGUGCCUGUCAGAUUUUUAUUACGAAAUGUGAUAAAAUUGUGAAGUUUAA